Molecule: messenger RNA, 1915 nt
Organism: Lampris incognitus (smalleye Pacific opah)
Lineage: Eukaryota; Metazoa; Chordata; Actinopteri; Lampriformes; Lampridae
Gene: trappc6bl
Product: trafficking protein particle complex subunit 6B, like
Exons: 7
Coding region: 74-568 (164 amino acids)
Biological process (GO): endoplasmic reticulum to Golgi vesicle-mediated transport; regulation of GTPase activity
Cellular component (GO): TRAPP complex; trans-Golgi network; cis-Golgi network
Source: RefSeq, a predicted model, not a curated record
GUACUGCAGCGUUAUAAGCACAUUUGUCCUUUUACGCUACGAUCACUUAAAGUGCAUUUAAGAUUGGCCAGACAUGGCAGACGAGGUUCUGUUUGAGUUUCUCCAUAUGGAGAUGGUGUCCCAUGUUUACAAGGAGAGGCAGGCAAAUAAAGCAGAGAUGGACAACAAGGACAGAGCUGUCUGUGUUUCCAUCCUGGAGGGCAUGGGUUUCAGAGUGGGACAGGGACUCAUUGAAAGGUUGACCAGAGACUGUCCAAGCUUUAAGGAUGACCUGGAUAUAAUGAAAUUCAUCUGUAAAGACUUUUGGACACAUCUCUUCAAGAGGCAGAUCGACAACCUCAGAACCAACCAUCAGGGCACUUAUGUUCUCCAGGACAACAGGUUUGCUCUGCUGACUCAGCUCUCCAGUGGGAAACAAUACCUGGAAGAGGCCCCUAAGUAUGUGGCUUAUACAUGUGGUUUGGUGAGGGGAGCUCUCUCUAACCUGGGUCUAGAGAGCAUAGUAACAGCUGAGACGACCCACUUGCCAUCUUGUAAAUUCCAGGUGGUGAUUCAGAAGUUGACCUAAACUCUCUGCUGCCCUUAUGGUCCUGAAUGUAAUAUGAGAGGUUUCUGUUUUCCUUCCUCACCAGUACAACUUCUCGGGGAAUUGACCACCUGCCUGAUUUUCUGAAGCAGGGCCAAAUGAUGUUGGCCAGAUCCUACUUGGCAACCUGUGCCUCAUCACUGGGCAACCCAGCCAGGGCUCGCUAUUGUUUUCCAUUAUUCCGUUUGAGCUAAAACAGUGUUUCCUUGAUUCACUGAUGCGGAACAUUAUUGCAUCUUCUUUCCAGUAUGGAGCAGAUGGCAAAAAAAAAAAAAAAAAAAAAAACAGAAAAAAAAAACCAGAAAAAAAAAUCCCAACAUCAACUCAGCAUCCCCCAGAAAAGGGGUGUUGAAUUGUUCAGUAGCUGUGAACCAAAUAUUGGGAAGGUAAAUUUCAUGGUCUUUGCAUUUACUCGGCAAUGAAUUGCUUUCCUUUUUGCCAUUUUGCAUCCCCCUCCAAAAUUUUACUAACUGUUUACCAGAAGGUGUGCAAAAUGACAGAAAAAAAAACCAGAAGCUGUGACGCUGAAGUGAAAAUAAAGAGUAAACUUCGAAACAAUGUGAUCGGUAGUCUCUGGGAUGGGACAUUGCCAUUGCUUGAUGUUUUGCCCCAGUAAUUCUUUCCCUGUUCUGUUAUACGACCUGAUGACACUGAUCAAACUUAACUUAAUGCUGAGUUUAUAGUCACCAAAAACUCCUUGUUCCUACUUACGAAAAAUCUGUUGUUUUUUUUAGUGAUGUCUCAUCCCAGCGUCAACCGCUGCAAAUAUUUUGUAACAAAUUAUUUUUGUACAGACAAGUUUAUUUAUUGACUUUUGUACAGCAAUGUCAUGUAGAUUUUGGGAAGAACACAGAGUAAGGACAUUUUUGUUAGAUACAUUAAACAACAGUUUCUGCCCCGCUCUCCCCCUUUACCACUUUAUUUGUCCUGCUACUUUCAGUCUACAUGCUUUCACAUGGAGUAAAUGUUUCAGUAUAGAUUAGUUUGGACACAUUCGUAGCUACAUCUUUGUUUAUAGUUUGGUUUCUUGAAUUGUGUUUUUAAGGCCAAAACGAGUCCAGGCCUGCUUCUAGCAAACCCCCUACAUGGAAGGGUUUUUAUGUUUUCAUGGGUUUGGUGAACGGGCAAAGAGGAUUUCUAAUUUCUGUCCUGGCUGCAAAAUAAGAACCCUAAGUAUAUGUUGGUAUUUAUAUGCAUUCAUAUAUCUGGGUGUCUGUGCAGAUUUGCUUCAUGCAGAUUUUGAAUUUUCUCUGAAUGAAUGAUAUUCAUCAAAUAGAGCAAAAGUUCUUCAAAUGGAAUAGUACAAGUUUUUUUUUCUGUUAUGGAAUU